Molecule: messenger RNA, 2955 nt
Organism: Pipistrellus nathusii (Nathusius's pipistrelle)
Lineage: Eukaryota; Metazoa; Chordata; Mammalia; Chiroptera; Vespertilionidae
Source: the annotation of a GenBank genome assembly
AUGGAUAAUCUGUUGCCUCAAUCUAAAUUCUCUUUCUUCAAAAAACAUCCUCUCCAUGCCAUUAGGAAAUAUGUCUCGGCGCUGAGGAAAAACCAAAAAGCGGAAGAACAGGUUGCACGUUUUCAAAAACUUCCUAAUGGUGAAAAUGAGACAAUGAUUCCAGUGUUGACAUCAAAAAAAGCAAGUGAAUUACCAGUCAGCGAAGUUGCAAGUAUUCUGCAAGCUGAUCUUCAGAAUGGUCUGAACAAAUGUGAAGUAAAUCAUAGGCGAGCCUUCCAUGGCUGGAAUGAAUUUGAUAUCAGUGAAGAUGAGCCACUGUGGAAGAAGUAUAUUUCUCAGUUUAAAAAUCCCCUUAUUAUGCUGCUUCUGGCUUCUGCAGUCAUCAGUGUUUUAAUGCAUCAGUUUGAUGAUGCUGUCAGUAUCACUGUGGCAAUACUUAUCGUCGUUACAGUUGCCUUUGUUCAGGAAUAUCGUUCAGAAAAGUCUCUUGAAGAACUGAGUAAACUUAUGCCACCAGAAUGCCAUUGUGUGCGUGAAGGAAAAUUGGAACACACACUUGCACGAGACUUGGUUCCAGGUGAUACAGUUUGCCUUUCUGUUGGGGACAGAGUUCCUGCUGACUUACGCUUGUUUGAGUCUGUGGAUCUUUCCAUCGAUGAGUCCAGCUUGACAGGAGAGACAACGCCUUGUUCUAAGUUGACAGCUCCUCAACUGGCUGCGACUAAUGGAGAUCUUGCAUCAAGAAGUAACAUUGCCUUCAUGGGAACACUGGUCAGAUGUGGCAAAGCAAAGGGUGUUGUCAUUGGAACAGGAGAAAAUUCUGAAUUUGGGGAAGUUUUUAAAAUGAUGCAAGCAGAAGAAGCACCGAAAACCCCUCUGCAGAAGAGCAUGGACCUCCUAGGAAAGCAACUUUCCUUUUACUCCUUUGGUAUAAUAGGUAUCAUCAUGUUGGUUGGCUGGUUACUAGGAAAAGAUAUUCUGGAAAUGUUUACUAUUAGUGUAAGUUUGGCUGUAGCAGCAAUUCCUGAAGGUCUUCCCAUUGUGGUCACAGUGACUCUAGCCCUGGGUGUGAUGAGAAUGGUGAAGAAAAGGGCCAUUGUGAAAAAACUGCCUAUAGUUGAAACUCUGAGCUGCUGUAAUGUCAUUUGCUCAGAUAAAACUGGAACACUGACAAAGAAUGAAAUGACUGUUACUCACAUAUUUACUUCAGACGGUCUGCAUGCUGAGGUUACUGGCGUUGGCUACAAUUCAUUUGGAGAAGUGAUUGUCGAUGGUGAUGUUGUUCAUGGAUUCUGUAACCCAGCUGUUAGCAGAAUUGUUGAGGCGGGCUGUGUGUGCAAUGAUGCUGUAAUUAGAAAUGACACUCUAAUGGGGAAGCCAACAGAAGGAGCCUUAAUUGCUUUAGCAAUGAAGAUGGGUCUUGAUGGAGUUCAACAGGAUUAUAUUAGAAAAGCUGAAUAUCCUUUUAGCUCUGAGCAAAAGUGGAUGGCUGUUAAGUGUGUACACAGAACACAGCAGGAUGGACCAGAGAUUUGUUUUAUGAAGGGUGCUUAUGAACAGGUGAUUAAGUAUUGUACUACAUACCUUAGCAAAGGACAGACUUUAACACUCACCCAGCAGCAGAGAGAUCGGUCCCAACAAGAGAAGGCACGAAUGGGCUCAGCAGGACUCAGAGUUCUUGCUUUAGCUUCUGGUCCUGAACUGGGACAACUGACAUUUCUUGGCCUGGUGGGAAUCAUUGAUCCUCCUAGAACUGGUGUGAAAGAAGCUGUUACAACACUCAUCGCCUCAGGAGUAUCGAUAAAAAUGAUUACUGGAGACUCACAGGAGACUGCAGUUGCAAUCGCUAGUCGUCUGGGAUUGUGUUCCAAAACUUCUCAGUCAGUCUCAGGAGAAGAAAUAGAUGCAAUGGAUGUCCAGCAGCUUUCACAAGUACUACCAAAGGUUGCAGUAUUUUACAGAGCUAGUGCAAGGCACAAGAUGAAAAUUAUUAAGUCUCUACAGAAGAAUGGGUCAGUUGUAGCCAUGACAGGAGAUGGAGUAAAUGAUGCAGUUGCUCUGAAGGCUGCAGACAUUGGGAUCGCAAUGGGUCAGACUGGCACAGAUGUAUGCAAAGAAGCAGCCGACAUGAUCCUGGUGGAUGAUGACUUUCAAACCAUAAUGUCUGCAAUUGAAGAGGGUAAAGGGAUUUAUAAUAACAUUAAAAAUUUUGUUAGAUUCCAACUGAGCACGAGUAUAGCAGCAUUAACUUUAAUCUCAUUGGCUACAUUAAUGAACUUUCCUAAUCCUCUCAAUGCCAUGCAGAUUUUGUGGAUCAAUAUUAUCAUGGAUGGACCUCCAGCUCAGAGCCUUGGAGUAGAACCAGUGGAUAAAGAUGUCAUUCGUAAACCUCCGCGUAACUGGAAGGACAGCAUUUUGACCAAAAACCUGAUACUUAAAAUACUUGUUUCAUCAAUAAUCAUUGUUUGUGGGACGUUAUUUGUCUUCUGGCGGGAGCUACGAGACAAUGUGAUAACGCCUCGAGACACAACAAUGACCUUCACAUGCUUUGUGUUUUUUGACAUGUUCAAUGCACUGAGUUCUAGAUCCCAGACCAAGUCUGUGUUUGAGAUUGGACUCUGCAGUAAUAAAAUGUUUUGCUACGCAGUUCUUGGAUCCAUCAUGGGACAGUUAUUAGUUAUUUACUUUCCUCCACUUCAGAAAGUUUUUCAAACCGAGAGCCUAAGUAUACUGGAUCUGCUGUUUCUUUUGGGUCUCACCUCAUCAGUGUGCAUAGUGGCGGAAAUUAUAAAGAAAGUUGAAAGGAGCAGGGAAAAGAUUCAGAAGCAUGUUAGUUCAACAUCGUCGUCUUUUCUUGAAGUCUGGCUCUGGGAGAGGCGUGGACAGCAGCUGAUUCAGAUACAUCCCCAUCAGCAGACAGCUCUGCCACUGACAGAAGAUGUGAGCUGUGUCUAA